Messenger RNA from Salvelinus fontinalis (brook trout), 5444 nucleotides. RefSeq names its product signal peptide, CUB domain, EGF-like 1 (gene scube1). The record is from RefSeq and is a predicted model, not a curated record. NCBI's taxonomy places the organism in Eukaryota, Metazoa, Chordata, Actinopteri, Salmoniformes, Salmonidae. Gene Ontology annotation, biological process: signal transduction. Gene Ontology annotation, molecular function: calcium ion binding. Gene Ontology annotation, cellular component: cell surface.
UGACAUGUAACUAUGGGAACGGAGGCUGCCAGCACAUGUGUGACGAUACGGAUGUGGGGCCGGUUUGUGGCUGUCACCAGAAGUACGCCCUGCACUCAGACAGCAAGACCUGCAUCGAUCUGUGCUCUGUUGCACCCCGAAAAUGUCGCCCGGAGUUUCACGAUGACGAUGAGAGAGAUGAGGCUGCAAUUGAGAGCUCUGAGUUCAAUGCCACGUCAAUAGCUGAUGUGGACAAGCGGGUGAAACGGCGGCUUCUUAUGGAAACCUGUGCGGUGAACAAUGGCGGCUGUGACCGGACGUGCAAGGACACGGCUACAGGGGUACGCUGCAGCUGCCCCGUGGGAUUCACCCUGCAGCCAGACGGCAAGACCUGCAAAGACAUAGAUGAAUGCCAGGAGGCGUUCAAUAACGGCGGCUGUGACCAUUUCUGCAAAAACACGGUGGGCUCCUUUGAGUGCAGCUGCCAGAAGGGCCACAAGCUCCUCACUGACGAGCGCACCUGCCAGGAUAUUGACGAGUGUUCCUUUGAGAGGACCUGCGACCACACCUGCGUCAACUACCCUGGCAGCUUCGACUGUGUCUGUCAGGAAGGAUACACUCUGUACGGCCUCACACACUGCGGAGACAUAGAUGAGUGCAGCAUUAACAACGGGAGCUGUGAACACAGCUGUGUGAACACACAGGGAGGCUAUGAGUGUCUGUGUCCGCCCGGUCAGAAACUCCACUGGAACAAGAAGGACUGCACCAAGGCGGUGAAGUGUUUGCCCGACGGGAAGCCAGCGCCGCGCGCCCAGCUCAGCUGUGACAAGAGAGGUGGGGUGGAGGUGUGCUCACUCUCCUGUCCUUCCAACGCACUCUUCCUCGCAGACUCUGAGAACAGCUACACACUAAGCUGUGGUGUGCCGGUGCAACCUGUGAAGGCACCACAGAAGAGGAACGCCACCACCGCCCUGCUCACCUGUGCAGAUCCGUUACCCCCGCCCAUCAAGCAGAAGGCCCGCUUCAAGGUCAAAGAUGCCAAGUGUCACCUGAGACCCAGGAACAAGGAAAAACACAGAGAGACGUCCAAGCCGAGCCUGCAAGGGGGUCCGCUCCCGUGUACUGACGACUGCCAGGUGACCUUUGUCAAUCUGAAGUGUGACUCGUCUAAGAAGCGGCGGCGUGGACGCAAGUCCCCUUCCAAAGAGGUUUCCCACAUCACAGCUGAGUUUGAGAUGGAGAUGAAGGAAGCCUCAGGUCAGUGUGACUGUGCAACCUCAGACUCGUGUAACGUGGAGUGUGUGAGGGAGCGUAUGAAGCAGAGGUUACAGAGUGCCAUGCGAACCCUGAGGAAGUCCAUCAACAAGCAGCAGUUCUACAUUCAGUUCUCUGGUACUGAGUACGAGGUGGCCCAGAAACCUGCACUGCACGUUGAGCAAUGCAGCACCGGACAGGUCUUACGGGACGGCAAGUGUGUGAGCUGUGGUGUGGGGACGUACUAUAGUGGAGACCAUGAUCAGUGUGUCGUGUGUCCCCCUGGUACAUACCAGGACACUAUGGGUCAGCUGUCCUGUGAACCCUGCCCCAGCACCGAGGGACAGGGUAUCGCCGGGGCCAAGAACGUCUCCCAGUGCGGAGGCCAGUGUCCGGCUGGUCAGUAUUCGUCAGAUGGGUUCCGUCCAUGUAACCCCUGUCCUCUGGGCUCCUUCCAGCCGGAGCCUGGCCGCGUACUCUGCUUCUCCUGUGGAGGUGGCCUCAUGACCAAGUACGAGGGCUCUGUCGCCUUCAGGGACUGUGAGGCCAAAGUCCACUGUGCUCCUGGACACCACUACAACUCCAGUAAUCACCGCUGUAUCCGCUGCCCAGCCGGUACCUACCAGUCAGAGUUUGGACAGAACUACUGCAUCACCUGCCCUGGCAACACCACCACCGACUUUGACGGAGCCACCAACGUCUCUCACUGCAAGAACCAGGUGUGUGGGGGUGAGCUGGGAGACUUCACAGGCUUUAUUGAGUCUCCUAACUACCCCGGGGACUACCCGUCCAAUGUAGACUGUAUCUGGACCAUCAACCCCCCCCACAAGAGACGCAUCCUCAUCGUGGUGCCUGAGAUCUUCCUCCCCAUCGAAGACGAGUGUGGAGAUGUGCUCGUCAUGAGGAAGAGUGCCCUGCCCACCUCCAUCACCACCUAUGAGACGUGUCAGACGUACGAGCGGCCAAUCGCCUUCACCUCCCGCUCACGCAAGCUCUGGAUCCAGUUCAAGUCCAAUGAGGGCAACAGUGGCAAGGGCUUCCAAGUCCCCUAUGUCACCUAUGAUGAGGACUACCAGCAGCUGAUAGAGGACAUUGUCCGGGACGGCAGACUCUACGCAUCAGAGAAUCACCAAGAGAUACUGAAAGAUAAAAAACUGAUCAAAGCCCUGUUUGAUGUUCUGGCUCACCCCCAGAACUACUUCAGGUACACGGCACAGGAGUCCAAAGACAUGUUCCCCCGCUCGUUCAUCAAGCUGCUGCGCUCCAAAGUCACACGGUUCCUACGGCCGUACAAAUAAGCUGCUCCGCCCCCUGUCUGUUACCCAGACGCUUACCCCUUACGCUUAUCCUACGCCCCCUUUCCACCAUCUACUCCUCCCUACCCUUCACCUACGUCCUUACCCUGUCAACAUCCCCAUAUGUCUUCUAAUCCCCACGUCUAUACCCCCCUACAUCUCUCCUACACCCCCCCCACCCCCCGCCAAUCUAUCCCUCUCUUCUACACCCUCUACUCUUCUACACUUCUCUUACACCCCCAACCCUACCCAGAGUUCCUCCUGAAUCGCUAUCCCAGCAUUCUCUGCAAAGGAACAGAGAACCCUCUCUCGCUCUUUUGUCUUUUUUUCCUGCAGUCCUCGUUUGAACUUUCCAGCUUCUCCCCUGAACUUCUGUUUUGGUUUGGUUUGUUUUUGUGUUGUUGUUGUUUUUGUUUUGGUUAUAUUUAUAUGUGUUAGAACUUGCAGAAGCCCACAACAUGGAUGUUUGAUAUAUAUGUACGUACAGACAUGUUGUCUACAAGUCAAAUGUAUGUGUAUCUAUGUACGUAUGUAUAUUUGUGUUUGUGUGAACAUACGUAUGUGCACGUAGAUGGUGUGCGAGAGUGACGUCACACGCAGGUACAUAGAUAGUAUCUUUAUUUUGUUAUUUUAAAAGGCCCCUGGCGUGCACAAAAAAACGAUUGGUGCACUUAAAUCAUAUUUUACAUCAACAUUUUCACAUGGGAAAUAAUUUCUACAUAAUUUCUAUUUCUGAUUUCAGCAUCCCAGACCAUUCCACCUCAAACUGAGUACAGUGAACAUAUAAGUUAGAUUUUUCCAAAAAGUCACUUUUUUUUAAAGAUAUAUAACAAGAUGAAAAAACUACCUGCAAGUAACAGACGUUGCUAUAGAGAGAAAUGUAUGUGAUGUAACUAAUAUUUGGAACUUUAAUUGCACUUGAAUUUUAUAUUGUUAACUGUAGAAAAAAAAAUCUAAGUUACAUUUUUCCUUAUGUUUUGUGUUGUAUAGAAAUGUAUUACCUUGGUUGUAGCAAAGAGAGAGACAAAAAUAUGUCCCGUUUUGUUCUCACCACAAAAAAACCCAGCGUUCAAUUGUUUAGACAGACACCAUCAAAUCCACCCAUUUGGCCAGAAAAGCAGUAUUGCCAGUAAGUAAUCAUUUAAAGGGAAAUGUCCUUAACGACCCACUACUAUUUUAGUUGUGGGUGUGCUCCCAUCUCCUAACUCUGUCUCAUCCCUUUAAGACCCUCCUGACUAGCUGCCAGAGAAAAGGGGUGUUAUAUGUAAAGCUUCUUAUAUGAUGGCACUAAGUGCACACUCAAAACCACCUGCUUUUUACGAGUGUCCACUCUCAAUCUGUCUUAUUUGGACUUCUCCCAGUUUAUGUAAGUCAUCAACCUAGACUGUUGAUUUAAUAUCUGUAACAAAUAUGUUAGUUUGUUUAUUUUUCGGCACAAUGCAAGUGGGGAAAAUAUGUAUUGUAUGAUGACGAGACUGUUGAUUUGGAGGUGAAUGUAGUAGCAGAGAGACAGAGGUCUGUUUGAAAGUAUUGUGAUGUCUAUGAGAGUAUCUGUAUGUACAUAGCACUUGCAACUGUAACCAUAACCCAGAAAGCACCCAAACUGACCUCAACUAGUCAAACGUUCUGACAAAAUAUCACUUUCAUUGUUCUCCCCCUUGUAACACUCUCCCGGCAGAGUCCGUUUAAGCAAUAAGGCCCUGAGCCGUGGUAUAUUGGCAAUAUACCACAAGCCCCUGAGGUGCCUUAUUGCUAUUAUAAACUGGUUACCAACGUAAUUACAGCAGUAAAAAAAUACCCAUGGCAUACGGUCUGAUAAACCACGGCUGUCAACCAAUCAGCAUUCAGGGCUCAAACCACCCAGUUUAUGAUGUCUGAUAUACCACGGCUGUCAGCCAAUCAGCAUUCAGAGCUCGAACCACCCAGUUUAUAAUUGCCUAUACAGCACAUAUAUUACAGACCUAUUAAACUGCUAAUUCACCGCUACUACACGGUUAUAAACAACUUAAAUUCUUUGUGCUGGGCACAAGGAUGAUAAGCAUAAUUAUAUGGCUUGUAUCUUCUAACCUAGAGGCCAUAUACUGAAGGCCACUGAUAUGGGAUCAGAUAUAGUCAUUCAUUCAUAAAGUCUGUGUUGUGCCCUAGCACUGAUCCAGGACCUGUUCAUUCCAGUUUAAUCGUAACCCCCACUGUUGUGUGUAGAGUUGUGUCAGAAAAUGGUACUAGUCGUCAAAUCAAAGCCCAUUGGAGGAGGUGGUCCGGGGGGAGGGACCUCGCAAACUCUCUUCCAAUGAGCUUUGAGUGGAAUUGAGCUAACAAGGGCGGAGGAAGCAUGGAUUUGACAGCUAAUGUUUUCAGAUACAACCAAGGUGUUUGUCCACUCAGUCCACUCAAAAUGGUUGUCGCCUGCAGAGGUGUAGCUAAUGUUGGUACAGUGCACCCACUUUCUGUUGAGGGAUGUUUUGGGCGUUUAGUAUGUUUGAUGAUGAUGAUGAUGAUGAUGAUGAUGAAAAUCGGUAUGAAAUGCAACAGUUUUUAUGAUUGACUUUUCCUGAGAAUGUAUUCUAUUGUGUGUGCGUGUGUGUGUGUGUGUGUGUGUGUGUGUGUGGAUGUGUGUGUGUGUGUGUGUGUGUGGAUGUGUGAGACAGUAUGAUAUAGAAAGAGUGCAUGUUCUGUGUAUGUGUGUGAGAGAGUGAGACAGCGUGUGUCCGUGUGUGAGUAGCUUGUGAGAUCGAGGUGGAGAAAGAGAGAUACUGUAUGUAGGUACUUUAGUCCAUUUUAUAGAGGGAUACUUUUAACGUUUGUGUUAGUCGGUUGUACCCAAAGAGAGAAACUGUAUCACAGUGUUUUGCCAUUGUUUGGUCCAUGAAAAUCCAGUAAAGAACAAAUUCAAAUAAAACAGUAGCAGAAAAACAA